Messenger RNA from Hyaloscypha bicolor E, 714 nucleotides. RefSeq lists its product as uncharacterized. Bases 291 to 473 code for a protein of 60 amino acids. The transcript is spliced from 4 exons. NCBI's taxonomy places the organism in Eukaryota, Fungi, Ascomycota, Leotiomycetes, Helotiales, Hyaloscyphaceae. The record is from RefSeq and is a predicted model, not a curated record.
CUCAACCAUCACAGUCACUCGCUCUGUCUCUCUCCUCCUCCCUCCUGGCUGCCAUUGCUUGGGCAGCAGGCUCCUCCUUCACAUCUUCUUCAUUACUUCGUUACUUGUAAUCGCCCUCGCCGUCAUUUCCUUUGGUUAAUUCAGUCAAUAUGCGUCAUCGCCAAUAACCAAAACCAAGCUCUGCCUCCUCCUCUGACAGCGAUAGAUCAGACAUCGAGAGCUGCUUUGACACAGGGGAUGAGCAAGAGGGGACCGACGCUGAGACCGAGCCGACGGACGUUAAUACUAAUAUGGAUAGAGACGACGAUACAGACCUGCCAGAUCUGGAGUGGCUCGCUAGAGAGCAGAACGCCCAUCCGCUAGAGUAUUACCUCGACCAAGAGAAUAACUCCAACGAAUCCGAGGAUAAAGAUAAGGACUAUAGUAAUGGUAGUCUCCUCCUACUAGAUAUAAUCGAGGGAAAUUUCUAUUAGGUAUUGCAAGUAUAUACGAAAGGAUCCUGCCCAGGGGAAGGGUAGGAGAAGGCUUACAGGUAUCUAGUCGGCCAGUACGCUCGGGACAUACUGGAAAGUCUUCCGGCUUAUAUAUAAACGAGCGACUAGAGAGAAAAUUAAGGGGAAAAUAAACCAUUAUAUAUACCGGGUCCUCAAGAAGCUAGUAAAGAAGUACUACCUUUUAAUAAAGAAAUACGAUAAUAUUAUAAUAUAUAUCAAG